CCACAAUGACGGCAGAAGAGACAGUGAAUGUAAAGGAGGCUGAAAUAGUCAAACUGAUACUGGAUUUUUUGAAUUCAAGAAAACUUCAUAUCAGUAUGCUGGCUCUGGAGAAAGAAAGUGGAGUAAUUAACGGGCUGUUCUCAGAUGAUAUGCUUUUCUUAAGGCAGUUGAUCCUUGAUGGUCAGUGGGAUGAGGUACUUCAGUUCAUCCAGCCUCUUGAGUGUAUGGACAAAUUUGACAAGAAAAGGUUUCGCUAUAUCAUCCUGAAGCAGAAGUUUUUAGAGGCCUUGUGUGUCAAUAAUGCAAUGUCUGCAGAAGAUGAACCUCAGCAUUUGGAAUUUACAAUGCAAGAGGCUGUGCAGUGCCUACAUGCUCUAGAAGAAUAUUGUCCUUCUAAAGAAGACUACAGCAAAUUGUGUUUACUUCUCACAUUGCCUCGUCUUACCAACCACGCGGAAUUCAAAGACUGGAACCCCAGCACUGCCCGAGUUCACUGUUUUGAAGAGGCUUGUGUCAUGGUGGCAGAGUUUAUUCCUGCUGAUCGAAAACUAAGUGAGGCUGGCUUUAAAGCAAGCAACAAUCGUUUAUUUCAGCUGGUGAUGAAGGGGCUACUGUAUGAAUGUUGUGUGGAGUUCUGUCAGAGCAAAGCAACAGGAGAGGAGAUUACAGAGAGUGAAGUGUUGCUCGGCAUUGAUCUUUUGUGUGGUAAUGGGUGUGAUGACUUGGACCUUAGCUUGUUGUCAUGGCUUCAGAAUCUGCCCUCUACUGUGUUUUCUUGUGCUUUUGAACAAAAGAUGCUUAACAUUCAUGUUGAUAAACUCUUAAAACCUACAAAAGCUGCCUAUGCUGACCUUUUGACACCCCUUAUCAGCAAACUUUCUCCUUACCCAUCUUCCCCCAUGAGAAGGCCUCAAUCUGCUGAUGCUUAUAUGACCCGUUCCUUAAAUCCUGCUUUAGAUGGACUCUCGUGUGGAUUAACAAAUCAUGAUAAGCGCAUCACAGACCUUGGAACAAAAACAUCUCCUAUGUCCCAUUCUUUUGCUAACUUCCAUUACCCAGGAGUACAGAAUCUUACUCGAAGUCUAAUGCUGGAGAACACAGACUGCCACAGCAUUUAUGAAGAGUCACCUGAACGAAGUGAAACUCCUGUGGAUUCCCAGCACUCCUCUGUCAAUGAGACCAUGUGCCAGAACUCAGACCUGGGCAAAGAGCCAGUAAAUGGAGCACAGAAUCAAGGACCAGUCAACCAAGAAAAAAAUGAGCUUCGUGAUUCAACAGAGCAAUUUCAGGAAUAUUACAGACAGCGGCUGCGAUAUCAGCAGCAUUUAGAGCAGAAGGAGCAACAACGACAACUGUAUCAGCAAAUGUUGUUAGAAGGAGGGGUAAACCAGGAAGAUGGUCCAGACCAACAGCAGAAUCUUACAGAGCAAUUUCUUAACAGGUCUAUUCAGAAGCUGGGGGAAUUAAACAUGGGUAUGGACAGUCUGGGAAAUGAUGUCCAGACACUAAACCAGCAUUGCAAUGGGAGCAAAGGAACUGUAUCCAGCCCUCCAGAUUCUAGUCAGAGAAUAGCAAAUGAUAACACAAACAUUAAUACAAGCACACCUUGUAAACUUGGCUCUACCACUCAGAUAGCCUCACUUGAAGACUCACCUAUCCAUGGAAAUCAAACAAUAUCAGAGCAUGUUGCCAUUCAGGCACAACAUGAAGAUUCUCUGGGGAAUCUUGCAAGAACAAGAGGUGAGCAAGAUGACAAAUCAGCAAAGCAGUUCAUUUGUAUCAAUACCUUAGAAGACACACAGGCAGUUAGAGCUGUGGCUUUUCAUCCGAGUGGCACUAUGUAUGCUGUUGGCUCCAAUUCGAAAACCUUGCGAGUGUGUGCCUAUCCAGACCUUCAGGACUCAAGUGGUGGUAACAUUCCUAAACAGCCAGUAGUUCGUUUCAAAAGGAACAAACAUCACAAAGGAUCAAUCUAUUGUGUGGCAUGGAGUCCCUGUGGACAAUUGUUGGCUACUGGUUCCAAUGACAAAUAUGUAAAAGUGCUUCCUUUCAAUGCAGAGACUUGUAAUGCGACAGGACCAGAUUUGGAAUUCAGCAUGCAUGAUGGAACUAUUAGAGAUCUAGCUUUUAUGGAAGGUCCAGAAAGCGGUGGGGCCAUUUUAAUAAGUGCUGGAGCUGGGGACUGUAAUAUUUACACAACGGACUGCCAGCGAGGGCAAGGUCUUCAUGCUUUGAGUGGCCAUACUGGUCACAUUUUAGCACUUUAUACAUGGAGUGGAUGGAUGAUAGCGUCUGGAUCUCAAGACAAGACUGUGAGAUUCUGGGAUCUUAGAGUACCGAGUUGUGUUCGGGUUGUUGGAACAACAUUUCAUGGAACUGGCAGUGCUGUGGCAUCAGUAGCUGUAGAUCCUAGUGGUCGUCUUCUUGCUACUGGCCAGGAGGACUCCAGUUGUAUGCUCUAUGACAUUCGUGGUGGGCGAAUGGUGCAGAGUUAUCAUCCUCAUUCCAGUGAUGUCCGUUCUGUUCGCUUCUCCCCUGGGGCUCAUUAUUUGCUCACAGGAUCUUACGAUAUGAAAAUUAAGGUGACAGACCUGCAAGGUGAUCUUACUAAACAGCUUCCAAUAAUGGUGGUAGGAGAACAUAAGGACAAAGUGAUUCAGUGCAGGUGGCAUACCCAAGAUCUUUCUUUCUUGUCAUCUUCUGCAGACAGAACUGUAAGACUCUGGACCUAUAAUGGCUAAAGUGUAGUUUUUAAAAGCAACCUAUGCAGAUUAAGCACAGACAUACAAGACUAUCGG
Euleptes europaea (tarantolino) is the source of this 2798-nucleotide messenger RNA. It is a transcript of the gene WDR47, whose product is annotated as WD repeat domain 47. Lineage: Eukaryota; Metazoa; Chordata; Lepidosauria; Squamata; Sphaerodactylidae. The record is from RefSeq and is a predicted model, not a curated record. Gene Ontology annotation, molecular function: protein binding. The coding region runs from base 6 to 2741 and encodes 911 amino acids. The transcript has 14 exons.